CUCGGGUCAGAGUCAGACACACGUGUGUUCGGCGCGCGGCUGCGUGUCAUGAGUUCAGCCUGAUAUAAUCAUAAUCAUAUUAAUUCGUCAUCAUGCCGAAGGUGAAGAGGGGUAAUGUGAGGGGUAAUGUAAGCGGUUCCGGCGUGUCUCUGGCCGAUCAGAUCCUGCAGGGAGACUCGGUCCGGGCCAGCGGGCGAGUGAAGAACCGAGCCCGGACCCUCGAGGAGGAGCAGGAGUAUGUGGACGAGAAGCUGUCCCGGAAGAUCCUGCAACAGGCCCGGAUCCAGCAGGACGAGCUGCAGACUGAGCUGGGGCUCGCGGCGGAACCCAAGAGACAGCCCGCUACUCGGCUAGGUGCGAGCGCAGAGGACGGAGACUCCGACGAGGAGUGGCCGGCUCUGGGUCAUCAUGUGGAGGAGAGCCGAGAGGUGGACGUGGAUCCUGAGGACGAGAAGGCCAUCGAGAUGUUCAUGAACAAGAACCCGCCGCUCAGACGCACGCUAGCCGACAUCAUCAUGGAGAAGAUCACGGAGAAGCAGACUGAAGUGGGAACUGUGAUGUCGGAGGUGUCAGGACGAGCCGAUCCUCAACUGGACCCGCGAGUCGUGCAGGUCUACAGAGGCGUUAGCAAGGUGCUGUCGAAGUACCGGAGUGGGAAACUCCCCAAAGCGUUUAAGAUCAUCCCGGCUCUCUCCAACUGGGAGCAGGUCCUGUACCUCACCGAGCCGGAGACCUGGACCGCCGCCGCCAUGUACCAGGCCACCAGGAUCUUCUCAUCUAACCUGAAGGAGCGGAUGGCUCAGCGCUUCUAUAAUCUGGUGCUGUUGCCUCGGGUUCGAGACGAUAUCACGGAGUACAAGCGCCUGAACUUCCACCUGUACAGCGCGCUCAAGAAGGCGCUCUUCAAACCCGCAGCCUGGUUCAAAGGGAUUCUGCUUCCGCUGUGUGAAUCGGGAACAUGUACGCUGAGAGAAGCCAUUAUCAUCGGGAGUAUCCUCACACGCUGCUCAAUCCCAGUGUUACACUCCAGCGCGGCGAUGCUGAAGCUGGCGGAGAUGGAGUACACCGGGGCCAACAGCAUCUUCCUGCGGCUGCUGCUGGAUAAGAAGUACGCGCUGCCCUUCCGCGUGCUGGACGCGCUGGCCGCACACUUCCUGGCCUUCCGCGCGGACCGCCGGACGCUGCCGGUGCUGUGGCACCAGAGCCUGCUCACGCUAGCCCAGCGCUACCGGGCCGACCUGUCCUCCGAGCAGAAGGAGGCGCUGCUGGACCUGCUGAGGGUGCACACACACCCGGGGGUUACGGCUGAGAUCCGGCGAGAGCUGCAGAGCGCCGAGUCUCGAGACCUGGAGGACGCCGCGCCCGCCAUGGCCGUCGACUGACCCCGCCUCCAUGAGUCCGCUCUGACGACGC
Messenger RNA from Rhinichthys klamathensis goyatoka, 1413 nucleotides. RefSeq names its product bystin-like (gene bysl). Gene Ontology annotation, biological process: rRNA processing. The record is from RefSeq and is a predicted model, not a curated record. The transcript has 7 exons. Bases 93 to 1382 code for a protein of 429 amino acids. Lineage: Eukaryota; Metazoa; Chordata; Actinopteri; Cypriniformes; Leuciscidae. Gene Ontology annotation, molecular function: snoRNA binding. Gene Ontology annotation, cellular component: nucleolus; preribosome, small subunit precursor; cytoplasm.